AUGGAGUCUGACGGCGUCCUCCCCGACUCGCUGAAAGAGCUACUUCAGGCGGACAGCACCCUCGAACUACUGCGUCGCUUCAUCAGCGACCCACAGUGCAAGGCGAUCUCCAUUCUGCGCCAGCUUGUCAAAGACGACGACGAGGAGGACCAGGCGAGCCAGCUGAGCAGCGCCGACCUGGACAACUGCGUCCACUACAGCAUCAGCGAGGACGUCAAGUCCUUCAGUCCGAAGAUCACCAGUCUUACGCUGCUCAAGCGCGGCCCCAUACUGGAUGCGGAGAAGACGCUGCUGCAGCAGAUUCGCCACCAGAUUAUGGACGAGAGCAUUCCCUACGAGGAAAUGCACUUUUACAAUAGCGCCUUCUUGGCGCCCAAGUUCAAGUCGCAUGUCAAGGCGACCGGUCGAGCUGAGCGCGACGGCGACAAGAUGGUCUCCAACGUGGAGAAGGACAUCGCCGUACUGGAGAUGGACUUUCUGCACCUGCAGCAGAACAUCGACAUACCGGAGAUUAGCCUGCAGAUUCACCCGCACGUCAGCUCGGUGAUCAAGCAGUGCGCCGAGGAGGGCGUCAAGGUGAACAUGGACUACUUCGCCGACAAGAUCAACGACUCGGUCUUCCUCAACCAGCUGCAGUCGGGCGUCAACCGGUGGAUUCGCGAGAUUCAGAAGGUGACCAAGCUCGACCGCGACCCCUCCUCGGGCACCGCCCAGCAGGAGAUCAGCUUCUGGCUCAAUCUGGAGCGGGCGCUGCUGCGCAUUCAGGAGAAGCGCGAGUCCCUGGAGGUGGUGACCACGCUGGAGAUUCUGAAGAACGGCAAGCGCUUCCACGCCACGGUCAGCUUUGACGCGGACACCCGCCUGAAGGAGGCCGUCGAGAUGGUGGACAACUACAAUCCGCUGAUGAAGGACUUUCCACUCAAUGACCUCACCGCGGCCACCGACCUGGAUCGCAUUCAGCUGGCGCUCAAAGGCAUCUUCCUUCACCUGAAGAAGAUUCGCAACACCAAGUACCCGAUGCAGCGGGCGCUGAAGCUGAUGGAGGCGAUCAGCCGCGACCUGAUGAGCCAGAUGCUGAAGGUGCUCGGCACGCGCCGGAUGAUGCACAUUCCCUUCGAGGAGUUCGACCGCCUGCUGGCCGCCUGCAGCCAGGUCUUCACCGUCUGGGACGACGAGUACGAGAAGUUUCAGACGCUGCUGCGCGACCUGAUCAAGAAGAAGCGCGACGAGCACCUGAAGAUGAUCUGGCGCAUCAGCUUCGCCCACAAGAAGCUGCAGGUGCGCAUGGAGCACAUGCGCAAGUUUCGCAAGCAGCACGAGCAGCUGCGGGCGGUCAUUCUCCGCGUCCUCCGCCCCAGCUUCAAGGAGAUGGCCGACAAGGAGCUGCUCUUGCAGCAACAGCAGCAGCAACAACAACAGGGCGGAAGCGACCUGGACAGCAAGGACUCGGGCUUUGAGGCUCAGCUUCGAAGCUCGCAGAGUAGUGGCAGCAGCAGCAGCCACGUCCACCACCACCACUUCAAUGAGGUGAACGAAAUUGAGGAGGUCGAUCUUGCCUACGAGCUGGUGAAGGAGGUGGACGCGCUGGACAUGAGCAAGGACGGCAGCGACUCUUGGGACGCCAGUAUCAAGCGCUACGACGAGCGCAUCGACCGCGUCGAGGCGCGCAUCACCGCGAAGCUGCGCGACCAGCUGGGCACGGCGAAGAACGCCAAUGAGAUGUUCCGCAUCUUCAGCCGCUUCAAUGCGCUCUUCGUGCGGCCGCACAUCAGCGGCGCCAUUCGCGAGUACCAGACGCAGCUGAUUCAACGGGUGAAGGACGACAUCGAGUCGCUGCACGAGAAGUUCAAGGUGCAGUACCCGCAGUCGAAGUGCGCCCGCAUGAGCCGCGUCUACGACAUUCCCCUCGUCAGCGGCUCCAUCAUCUGGGCGCGGCAGAUUGAGCGCAAGCUGAGCGUCUACAUGAAGCGCGUCGAGGACAUCCUCGGCAAGGGCUGGGAGAACCACAUCGAGGGGCAGAAGCUGAAGAGCGACGCGGAGAGCUUCCGCCUGAAGCUGAACACGCAGGCGAUCUUUGACGAGUGGACGCGCACGGUGCAGCAGCGCCAGCUCAAUGUCAGCGGGAAGAUCUUCACCAUCGAGAAUGCCGCCCGCUCGAAUGUGGGCGGCGCCGUCGGCGGCGGCCUGCAGCGAGGCUUUCGCCUGCGCGUCAACUUCACCCCCGACAUCAUCGUCCUGGCGAAGGAGGUGCGCAUCCUCCGCUCGCUCGGCUUUCGCGUCCCCCUGGGCAUCGUCAACAAGGCCCACCAGGCCAAUCAGCACUUUCCCUUUGCCGUCUCGCUGAUUGACACCGUCAAGUCCUAUGAGCGCGCCUGCGAGAAGGUGGAGGCGAAGGGCGCCAGUCUGGCGCUGCUGGUCGCCGGCCUGAAGCACGACGUCCAGGAGCAGAUUGCCGAGGGCGGCGGCAUGGUCUGGGAGUCGUACAAGCGCGACUCGUACGUGCAGCGCCUCGGCGAGGCCGUCUCCAACUUCCAGGAGAAGGUCGACGAGCUGCUGGACAUCGUGGAGGCGAUCGACCUGGAGGUGCGGGCGAUUGAGAGCUGCAGCUACUCGGCCACCACCUUUGCGGAGAUUCUCAGCAAGAUUCAGAAGGCGGUGGACGACCUCAGCCUGCACCGGUACUCCAACCUGGCGGAGUGGGUGCGCCGGCUGGACGAGGAGGUGGAGGCGAAGCUGGCGGUGCGCCUUCAGGCGGGCAUUGCCGCCUGGACGAAGGCUCUCGAGGGCGACGACAAGCCCGACUCGGGCGAGGGCGACGCGCUGACGGACACCGACUCGCCGAUGACCGCCACGGCGCCGGGGGGCGGCGGCGGCGGCGCGGCGGCGAAGCUGGGCGGCGACCCGAAGAUCGCCCCGAAGGUGCACGAGAUCUGCAUCACCAACCAGGUGAUGUUCAUCCGGCCCUCGGUGGAGGAGGCCCGCUUCAGCCUGCUGCAGGAGCUCUUCGCCUGGCAGAACGUCAUCCUGACGCUGUACCGGGUGGAGAGCAGCCGCUACCAGGUGGGCCUGGACCGGCCGCAGCCGCAGCAGUACCGCGACCUGCUCAGUAAGAUCCCCGAGGCGAAGGCGGUGCUGGAGGCCAGUUACACGGCGAUCGAGGCGAAGAUCCGCCAGAUGCGCGACUACAUUGAGCAGUGGCUCACCUACCAGUCGCUGUGGGACCUGCAGGCGGACCAGCUGUACGCGAAGCUGGGCGAGGACGUGCACCGGUGGAUGAACACCCUGGUGGAGAUCAAGAAGAGCCGCACCACCUUCGACACCGCCGACACGCGCAAGGAGAUCGGCCCCAUCGUGGUGGACUACGCGAAGGUGCAGUCGAAGGUGACGCUGAAGUACGACAGCUGGCACAAGGAGGUGCUCGGGAAGUUCGGCCAGCUGCUCGGCGCGGACAUGGUCAGCCUGCACGGGGCGAUCAGCAAGUCGCGCAGCGAGCUGGAGAAGCAGUCGAUCGACACGGCGAACACCAAGGACGCCGUCACCUUCAUCACCUACGUCCAGUCGCUGAAGAGCAAGAAGGUCGCCUGGAGCAAGCAGGUGGAGGUGUACAAGGAGGGGCAGCGCAUUCUGGAGCGACAGCGCUUUCAGUUUCCCAACAACUGGCUCUACGUGGACAACAUCGAGGGCGAGUGGAGCGCCUUCAGUGAGAUCAUGAAGCGGAAGGACGCCAGCAUUCAGCAGCAGGUGACCAGCCUGCAGGUGAAGAUUGUCGCCGAGGACAAGAGCGUCGAGGCGCGCACGGUGGAGUUUCUCAGCGAGUGGGAGCGCGGCAAGCCGGUGGCCGGGUCGACCAAUCCCAAGGAGGCGAUCAGCCGACUGAGCAUCUUUGAGAGCAAGUUCAACCACCUGCGCGACGACCGCGACAACAUCAUGCGCGCCCGGGAGGCGCUGGAGCUGCUCGAGCCGGGCAGUGUGGCCAGUAGCCCCAACGACGAGAAGCUGGCCGUCUCGCUGGAGGAGCUGCAGGACCUGAAGGCCGUCUGGACGGAGCUGGCCGGCGUCUGGGAGCAGAUUGAGGCGCUGAAGGAGCUGCCCUGGCUGUCGGUGCAGCCGCGCAAGCUAAGGCAGCAGCUCGAUGGGCUGCUGACGCAGCUGAAGGAGAUGCCGGCGAGGAUGAGGCAGUAUGCGAGCUAUGACUAUGUGAAGCGGGUGCUGCAGAGCUACACCAAGUCGAACGUCCUCAUCGUCGAGCUGAAGUCGGACGCGCUGAAGGAGCGCCACUGGCGAGCGCUGACCAAGCAGCUCAAGGUGAGCUGGGUCCUCUCUGAGCUCACCCUCGGCCAGGUCUGGGACAUUGACCUGCAGCGCAACGAGCUGAUCGUCAAGGACAUCAUCCAGGUGGCGCAGGGCGAGAUGGCCCUGGAGGAGUUCCUCAAGCAGGUGCGCGAGUUCUGGCAGACGUACGAGCUGGACCUGGUCAACUACCAGUCGAAGUGCCGCAUCAUUCGCGGCUGGGACGACCUCUUCACGAAGGUGAAGGAGCACAUCAACUCGAUCACGGCGAUGAAGCUCUCCCCCUACUACCGCGAAUUUGAGGAGGACGCCCUCAGCUGGGAGGAGAAGCUGAAUCGCAUCAACGCCAUCUUCGACGUGUGGAUCGACGUGCAGCCCCGGUGGGUCUACCUGGAGGGCAUCUUCAGCGGCAGCUCGGACAUUCAGGCGCUGCUGCCCGUGGAGACCAGCCGCUUCCAGUCGAUCAGCAGCGAGUUCCUCCAGCUGAUGAAGAAGGUCUCCAAGAAUCCGAUGAUCAUGGACGUGAUGAACAUUCCGGGGGUGCAGCGGUCGCUGGAGCGCCUCUCCGACCUGCUGGGGAAGAUUCAGAAGGCGCUGGGCGAGUACCUGGAGCGGGAGCGCAGCAGCUUCCCGCGCUUCUACUUUGUCGGCGACGAGGACCUGCUGGAGAUCAUCGGCAACAGCAAGAACAUUCCCCGCCUGCAGAAGCACUUCAAGAAGAUGUUUGCCGGCGUCGCCUCUAUCAUUCUCAGCGAGCCGGAGAAUAACGUACUUGGCCUCUGCUCAAAGGAGGGCGAGGAGGUGCGUUUCGCCAAUCCGAUCAGCAUUGCGGAGAACCCGAAGAUCAACAAGUGGCUGUCGCUGUUGGAGCGCGAGAUGCGCUACACGCUGGGCAAGCUGCUCGCCAGCGCCGUCGCCGACUCGAUGGCCUUUAGAUCCGGCGCCAUUGAGGUGCCCGUCUUCAUCGAGUGGCUGGACAAGUACCAGGCGCAGAUUAUCGUCCUCGCGGCGCAGAUCAGCUGGAGCGAGCAGAUGGAGCAGGCGCUGGCGGCGGCGGCGGCGGCCGGCGGUGCCUCCUCGGCCGCCGACGACCCCACCGCGCCGCUGGCCACCGUCCUCCAGUCGGUCGAGUCGACGCUGCAGAUUCUCGCCGACUCGGUGCUGCAGGAGCAGCCCCCACUUCGCCGGAAGAAGCUGGAGCACCUGAUCACCGAGUUUGUGCACAAGCGCGACGUCACCCGCCGCCUCAUUAAGUCAGGCGUCAGCAGCCCGAAGUGCUUCGAGUGGCUGGCGCAGAUGCGCUUCUACUUUGACCCGAAGCAGACCGACGUGCUGCAGCAGCUGACGAUUCACAUGGCCAACGCCAAGUUCUUCUACGGCUUCGAGUACCUGGGCGUGCAGGAGAAGCUGGUGCAGACGCCGCUCACCGACCGGUGCUACCUGACGAUGACGCAGGCGCUGGAGGGCCGGCUCGGUGGGUCGCCCUUUGGCCCGGCCGGCACCGGCAAGACGGAGUCGGUG
This is a messenger RNA of Rhagoletis zephyria (snowberry fruit fly), 5811 nucleotides long. The record is from RefSeq and is a predicted model, not a curated record. NCBI's taxonomy places the organism in Eukaryota, Metazoa, Arthropoda, Insecta, Diptera, Tephritidae.